GUUGAUUCAUAACUCAUUCUGCUUCUGCCUACAUUUCAAUUCAUUUUUCUUUCCAUAAUACUUUCUUUCAAAUAAUAUAUUCUAUCAACAACAUUUUAUUUCAAAAUGGAAGUUACACCAACAAUUCCCAAACCUGAUCUGCCUUUACAAACAAGAAUAACCCUAGCUAUUAUAGGCCUAUAUAUCGACUUAACUCAGAAAAAAGAUGGAACAGUCCGUCGAUGGCUCGCUAAUUUAUUUCCGCCCAGGGAUCCUGCACCCGUAGACGAUACUAUCAACUCAUACGACGUUGUCGUGAACCCAACUUCCAACAUUUGGUUCCGUGUAUAUAUCCCUAAAGGGCACAAAGUUGAAGAUCUGCCACUUUUUACAUAUUUUCACGGAGGCGGAUAUUCCCUGCUUUCUGCUGAUGUGAAGAUGUAUGAUGAUUUAUGUACGGAUCUGGCUGUAAAAUUUCCUUGUGUUGUUGUUUCUGCUGAUUAUCGUCUUGCCCCAGAGAAAAAAUAUCCAACACAAUAUCAGGAUGGAAUUGAAGUGCUUAAAUUUCUUGAUAAUCCAGAGAACCUCGCAAAAUCUGGUCUUGAAAAUGCGAAUGUUUCUCGCUGUUUUAUUGCUGGAGAUAGUUCUGGUGGAAACCUAGCUCAUGCUGUUAAUCUAAGUGCUUGCCUAACCAAGUUCGAACAACUCAAGGCAGUCGGUUUGGUGACAAUUCAACCAUUUUUUGGAGGAGAGGAGCGAAUAAAGUCUGAAAUUGAACUUGAUUUCAAAGUACCUUUUUUGAACACGCAAAGAACGGAUUUAUUUUGGAAAGCAUUGAUGCCAGAAGGUGAAGAAUAUAACCGCGAUCAUCCAAGCAUUAACGUCAGUGGCCCGAGGGCAGUAGACAUAACAAAAUUGGAUUACCCAGAAACCAUGUUAGUUGUGGGUGGGUUUGAUAUUCUAAAAGACUGGCAGAUAAGGUACUACGAGUGGCUGCAAGAGUCUGGAAAAAAAGUACACUUAUCGAAGUACCCAAACAUGUUUCAUGAUUUUUGUAGUUUUCCAGAACUACCAGAAUAUGAUCAACUUAUUACUGAAAUGAGGGAGUUUGUGUACAAGCUCUUUAACAAGAGUAAGAAGGAAUGACAACAGAUGCUUAAUUGAGGCUGGGUAAAUUGAUGACAAGUUUGACUAGGACUCGAAGACCUGUCGUUAGCUUAGCUUCAUUUAUAUCUACAUUUAAGGGAAAGUUUACUAAAUUUUAUUCGGUUUGCUAUUGUGUGUAUUUAAAUAAAAAAAAUAUGUUAUAUAUACUAAAGAGUUUAGGGUCUCUUAAUGUAAUUAACUAUACAUAAAUGCUUAUUUUGUUUAAUGAACAAUUCAGGUGUUCAUUUUAUUUCACAAGAUAAACAUUCAUUAUAGAUCAUUACAUUAUGAAACCCUGAACCCUUCAUUAAAUUGUAAUUCUUUCAUUAUUGAUGUAUCCAACUUGCAACCUAUGUUGUAUGUAUUAUUACUCUAUAAUUUGUUUUGCACUUUAUGUAUUGAAUUUUAAUGUGUUUUUUUUUCUA
Messenger RNA from Erigeron canadensis, 1550 nucleotides. RefSeq names its product probable carboxylesterase 18. Gene Ontology annotation, molecular function: hydrolase activity. The coding region runs from base 106 to 1125 and encodes 339 amino acids. The transcript is spliced from 3 exons. The record is from RefSeq and is a predicted model, not a curated record. NCBI's taxonomy places the organism in Eukaryota, Viridiplantae, Streptophyta, Magnoliopsida, Asterales, Asteraceae.